Dendrobium catenatum is the source of this 2193-nucleotide messenger RNA. RefSeq names its product calcium-dependent protein kinase 26. The record is from RefSeq and is a predicted model, not a curated record. Bases 1 to 1683 code for a protein of 560 amino acids. Lineage: Eukaryota; Viridiplantae; Streptophyta; Magnoliopsida; Asparagales; Orchidaceae. Gene Ontology annotation, cellular component: nucleus; cytoplasm. Gene Ontology annotation, molecular function: calcium ion binding; calmodulin binding; calcium-dependent protein serine/threonine kinase activity. The transcript is spliced from 7 exons. Gene Ontology annotation, biological process: protein autophosphorylation; peptidyl-serine phosphorylation; intracellular signal transduction.
AUGGGUAAUACGUGCCGGGGAUCAAUUGGGGGUAAGUACUUCAAAAGAUUAGGGGAGGCAGCGGGAUCUAAGCGGAAGUCUUCAUCUCGCAGUGACACCAUCUCUUCGUCUUCCUCCGACCAGCAGCCAGAAGAGGCGGCGAAGCAAGCGGAGAAAGCGCAGCAAGAGGUCUAUAACGGCGGCGGGAAUUGCGCGGCGACGGUGCAGGAAAGCGCUGUCAUGAAGCGGGGUAUGGAACUGCCACCGAACUCGGUGCUCGGACACAGGACCGCUAAUAUCCGUGAUCUCUACACUCUAGGUCCGAAGCUGGGGCAGGGGCAGUUCGGGACGACGUAUUUGUGCACUGAGAUUGCCACAGGAAUAGAGUUCGCUUGCAAGUCGAUCUCCAAGAGGAAGUUGAUCACGAAGGAGGACAUGGAGGACGUGCGACGGGAGAUCCAGAUAAUGCACCAUCUUUUCGGCCACAAGAACGUGGUCAAGAUAAAGGGCGCGUACGAGGAUACCCUCUACGUGCACAUCGUCAUGGAAGUCUGUGCAGGAGGGGAGCUUUUCGAUCGGAUAAUUCAUAGGGGGCAUUACAGCGAGAGAAAGGCUGCUGAGCUCACCAAGAUUAUUGUCGGAGUUGUUGAGGCCUGCCACUCUCUUGGGGUCAUGCACAGGGACCUUAAGCCUGAAAAUUUCUUGCUUGCCAAUAAGGAUGAUGAUCUGUCUCUGAAGGCCAUUGAUUUUGGGCUUUCCGUGUUCUUCAAGCCAGGUCAGGUCUUUAAGGAUGUGGUUGGAAGCCCAUACUAUGUAGCUCCUGAGGUUCUCUGCAAGCACUAUGGACCAGAAGCUGAUGUGUGGACUGCUGGUGUUAUAUUAUAUAUAUUGUUGAGCGGUGUACCGCCUUUUUGGGCUGAAACACAACAAGGAAUAUUUGAGGCAGUUUUGAAGGGUCACGUUGAUUUUGAUUCAGAACCUUGGCCUUUGAUAUCCGACAGUGCUAAGGAUCUUAUCAGAAGAAUGCUUUGCCCUUCUCCUAAAGAUCGCUUGACUGCGCAUGAAGUACUCUGUCAUCCUUGGAUAUGUGAGAAUGGAGUUGCUCCUGAUCAGGCUCUGGAUCCUGCUGUCCUAACUCGGCUUAAACAAUUCUCAGCUAUGAACAAAUUGAAGAAGAUGGCUCUGCGAGUUAUAGCAGAAAGCCUCUCAGAAGAGGAGAUUGCUGGACUGCGAGAAAUGUUCUUGGCAAUGGACACAGAUAGUAGUGGGGCAAUUACAUUUGAUGAGCUGAAGGCUGGUUUAAGAAGAUAUGGUUCAACAUUAAAAGAUACAGAGAUCCAGGAUCUUAUGGAUGCUGCGGAUGUUGACAAUAGUGGCACCAUCGACUAUGGGGAGUUUAUUGCAGCCACCGUUCACCUCAAUAAGCUGGAGCGUGAAGAACAUUUGGUGGCUGCAUUUUCAUACUUCGACAAGGAUGGGAGUGGGUACAUUACAGUUGACGAGCUUCAGCAAGCUUGUAAAGAACACAACGUGACUGAUGUGUUCAUUGAGGAUAUUAUCAAGGAAGUUGAUCAGGAUAAUGAUGGCCGGAUCGACUAUGGUGAAUUUGUUGCAAUGAUGCGUAAGGGAAAUAUGGGAAACAUGGGACUUGGAAUUGGGAGGAGAACCAUGAGGAAUAGUCUAAGAAUGAGCAUAACUGAGUGACCAACAGCCCACGGGGAACAUACUUCUCUCUCCCAUUUUCUGUUUGACGAGAAAUUAUUACGUGCGGAGUCCGGACGUAGAGUUACAUCCAGACUUCAAUAAAAACAUGACACGUGUCCUUAAUUUGUGCAUAGUGUCCGGACAAACACACUUGUCGUGGAGUCCGGAUAUGUCCGGACUCCGCACGUAAUAAUUUCUCUUGAUUUUGAGAAAGUUAAGGUGCAGGGGAGCUCUUCUCCGCUUUCUCAUUCUCCAGCAACUUAAUAUUUAUUGGCAGUACAGAAUUCCAGGCUCCUGCUGCACAAUAUCUGUAAGUGCUCGCCAUUUAUGGAUUAAAUAAGGUAUCAAUAUGUAGAAUUUGUAAAAACGCCACUUUCUCCUUAGAACCCAAAACACAUUUUUGCCGGAGAUGGAAUGCUGUAACCUUUCACGCAUAAAAUCACAGAUGAACAUUGAGAUUGCCGUUGAAAUCUGAAAAAAAUAUUAUGUUAUUGAGUUAUUCUGAAAGAA